AAGAAGAAGUCCUGUUCCGCAUCCCGCGCGCAUCUUGAAGUCGGUUAUCCUGCAACUCAACUAUGUACAACUUGGGGUCCGCGAGGCUCUGAGGGCACGAGCCAGUAUGUUAACAAGUAAGCGCGUCGCUGUUUCAUCGUUUUAGUUAAAUAUAUGUCGAGUAAAGGCUUUAGAGAACAUGUCAUAUCACGAAAAUUGUGAACGACCUGAGACGAAGCCUGUGGCUGACAUUGGAUCUGAGGCAAAUGGCUUGGAGGCAUUCAUCCAUUCAUUGUCUAUAAGAGUAGAAUACUACAGAUCAUUUGAGUAUUGCCUGAAGUGGAAAGGACCCAUGUAUCUCAGACGCUCCUCCAGGCUACCACAAGCCUCCAAGAAGAGCCCCCAGAGAAGUCCCAGCCCUCAUGAAGAAGUUAUCCAGCGCAAGUUGAGGGGCAAGAGACGGGGGACAUGGCAGAGGAAAACCGAGGCUGAUGAAGGAGUAGUUAACACAGACAAGAAGAGCAAGCGUGACAUCAUUGACAUCAUCAAUGACACACGUGAUGCAAGUGUGGCUGAGAAGGAUGAAGGAAAGUUUGUGGAGAUCGCUGAUAAAGGAGUGGACGAGUCAGAUGAUGACUGCUGCUCUGUGAACAGCAGCAUAGCUUCUGGUCCCUCCCUCUUACCUCACACCAGUAAACAGAGGCCUGCACAGGGCCUGUGCUCAGCCUGUCACAAGCUCUACCAGAGGGCAAAGAAGAUGAAAGCCCCAAUCAAAAACAAACUCUUAAACAAUGAUCCCAAGUCCCUAACAUGUGACCAGUGGGUCUUGAUCAAAAAGUGGAUGCCCAGAAGGCUGCCUAAUGCUAGAGGGAAACUUUUGAUCCAUGUACAACGGGUUACCAAAAAACUCAGGGUCAAGAAGCGUUUGAAGCAGCAUGUGGGAGAGUCAUCAGCCUGCUCGAGGCCACACACCUUCCUACAGAGGAACCUCAGGUGUUGUGUCAGAGCGACAGUGAAAAAUGACAGGAAGAAGAAAACAAGGAGGAAGAGGACAAGAGAUGAUUCCCAGGGUUCUCGCGUUGCUAAGCAGCAGCGUCGCCGCAGCAACAGACACCGCCAGCACACUGGUGAUGACAGCGGCCCUCUCCCAACCAGCAGUCCCGGUAUGGAGAGUUGCAGCAAUCUAGAAAUCAGCAAUCAAGCAGACACAGAUCUGACUGUAAACUCGAUCUCCUCAACAGUCGCCCUGGAAACCACCAAGCCAAGAGAGCUCAAACCUAUGCCGAAAACGACAAAGAAGACGAGUGGAUUCAGAGACUUACUUGCCCAGCUGCGCGGCAACAGCAGCAUCAUUGUCAGAGAAACACGUUAGUGACAUGACUCCAACUUUUUUAAGCUCCUGUUUAAUGGCUACAGUAUCGUUCCAGUGCUGAUGUAGCCUUCACUUGUGUUGCUUAGUUGGUUUUCAGAGUUAUUUAGCUUGGCUUCAUUCUCCUCUGAAUACUGGUUUGUAAAUAAUUGUUGCCUGUUGUUACCUGGAGUCAUAUACCUGGAGUUUAUUGUUGUUUAAAGUUGUUGCAGUUCCAUGCUCUUGCACAUAAUUUAUUUUUCCUUAGAUUUCAAAAUAGCAUUUAUUUACAUUUCCAUACAACUGGAUGACUGGAAAUAAAUGUGCGUUGUUUUUUUAUUUACAUUAAUGUUUGAUUCCUAUGAAAGACCUUCUUAACAUUUUCAUCAUCAGUAGCUCUAUGUGAACACUUUCAGUAACAUUCUGUAUAUCACUUUACUUUUUAAACUCUAAGCUUUGUCCCAAAUACACCACACAUCACACCAGUUCUUAGCAGGUUAGCAGUGUCUUCACACUGGAAAAGUGCUUGCAGACAGUUUUAGUAUGCCCUGUUUUUUUUUUUUUUUUUUUGUCCAAAAAAAAAAAAAACUUGAUUUUUGUGUGCACUGUUGAUGGACCCCAUUUUGGAAAAAAUAACAACUUGUAAUGGAUGGUGGUGAAACAGCCCCAGGAACAUCUCAAAAAUCAAAAAACAUCUAUCAAGUGUUUGGGAAAAUACAUGGCCAUCACUUUGUUACAUUUAAUGAGCUGUGGCACAGACUGAUGGCAUCAUUUUCUGUUAGAAAACAGUCAAGUCUGUUUAUUUCUCGCAUACUAACGGCAAACAACAAACAAACUAUACUAUAAAGAUUGUUAUCUGUACUGUAAUACCUCUACAGUUAGUAUGUGAUAUGGGACUGGGACACAGUAUGUUUCUUCUAAAACACUAAUUACCAAGUACAUUUCAUCACUGAAUAUCUGCUGGUAGUGAGUUGUGGAUAGAAGCUGUGCUCUGAAAAUAUAAUAAAGAUAUUACUUUGUAGAACUUAA
Molecule: messenger RNA, 2356 nt
Organism: Lates calcarifer (barramundi perch)
Lineage: Eukaryota; Metazoa; Chordata; Actinopteri; Centropomidae
Exons: 6
Coding region: 179-1351 (390 amino acids)
Source: RefSeq, a predicted model, not a curated record